Messenger RNA from Athalia rosae (coleseed sawfly), 2553 nucleotides. RefSeq names its product ras-related protein Rac1 (gene Rac1). The transcript has 3 exons. NCBI's taxonomy places the organism in Eukaryota, Metazoa, Arthropoda, Insecta, Hymenoptera, Athaliidae. The record is from RefSeq and is a predicted model, not a curated record. Gene Ontology annotation, molecular function: protein kinase binding; GTPase activity; GTP binding. Gene Ontology annotation, biological process: motor neuron axon guidance; cortical cytoskeleton organization; actin filament organization. Gene Ontology annotation, cellular component: cytoplasmic vesicle; cytoskeleton; cell projection. The coding region runs from base 239 to 817 and encodes 192 amino acids.
CUAAACUAAGGAUAACACCGAUUUAAAAUCACUCCAAUUGUUUCCUAGAUUUAUGUUAUCUUUUAAUAGAGAUGAGAUCGUAUAAAUUCAUAAUCAUCGCAUAGAUACUAAAAUACUCCAGUAGUAGAAAAGUGUAUCUGCCGUGGCCGUGUCCCCCGCCCUUUACGUGUGGUCUUGUCUCUCAAUUAUUCCUCUUGGCUAUAUUCCUCCGCGAUUAUUCAUUUGAUAUAUCGUGAUAAUGCAGGCGAUCAAGUGCGUUGUCGUCGGCGAUGGAGCCGUGGGUAAGACCUGUUUGCUGAUAAGUUACACAACCAAUGCGUUUCCUGGAGAAUACAUACCUACAGUAUUUGACAAUUAUUCUGCAAAUGUGAUGGUGGAUGGCAAACCAAUAAAUUUGGGUCUUUGGGAUACGGCUGGUCAAGAGGAUUACGAUAGACUGCGUCCUCUCUCCUACCCACAGACAGAUGUCUUUUUAAUAUGCUUUUCACUUGUUAAUCCUGCAAGUUUUGAAAAUGUACGAGCUAAAUGGUACCCUGAGGUUCGUCAUCACUGCCCAGCUACACCAAUCAUCUUAGUUGGAACAAAACUGGACUUGCGUGAGGACAAAGAAACCAUAGAACGACUUAAAGACAAAAAACUUGCACCCAUCACCUACCCUCAGGGUUUAGCUAUGGCAAAAGAAAUUGGGGCGGUCAAGUACCUAGAAUGUUCAGCAUUGACGCAGAAGGGCCUGAAGACAGUGUUCGAUGAAGCGAUACGUGCAGUCCUUUGUCCCCCUAUCCACCCUAAGCCAAAGCGCAGGUGUUUUCUCCUAUAAUAUUAAGUGUUUGAACCAAUGCCAGUAUAGCCACCUAUACGCCCUCUUUGUUUCCCAUCCCUUCUAUCAUCAUUAAUUUGAUUGAUUCGCACAGCAAAAAUUUUGAAAACAGCGGUCACCGCCUUAAUUGGCACAAGUUCAUGAUGCACAAAGCAGCGUUUAGCGGCACAACGUAACCAUUCAGUACCAUACACACCAUAUUGUUGGAUAUAAAUGCUAAAAUACUAAAUGAAGGUAACUAUUGUCAGUGUUCAUGAAUUAGUUGAAAAAAAGCAAUAGUCAAUAUAAUGUAUUUUACACAGCUGUCAAUGAGCUACUUUGUUACUUUUCUACAGCAUCACUUCUAUUUGCAUUCCUUUUCUCUAUUUUAACAACUUUUUUUUUAUUUCCGUUCUUUGUCUUAGUAACUUUUAUCGUGAUAAUUUUGUGAAAUGUUUUUAACUUUAAUUACCAGGACGUCCGUUACAGAAAUCAAAUGACUCUAGUGCCAAUAAUUAGAAUGCUCGUUGAACAAACGAUGAACAAUAUUUUCAAAAAAAGAAAUAAAUUAUUAAAUAAUAAUAAUAAUAGUUUUAAAAAGCAGAUGAACAUUAACAAAGGUGGCAUGGCUAGUUAGACAAGAGGGACGUAGAAGGAACCAAACUGAUUGUGUACAGUAUAUUUGAGUAUAUUAAUAAUGAUUAUUAAUAAUUAUAUAGGUAUAAAUGAUGAUGAAAACAAAACAAAGCAAAGGAAAACAACAAAAAAAAUUAAUUAACCCUACUAUUAUUAUUAUUAUUCUUAUAUUAUACAUACCACACAUGAAGUAUAUAGAUAUAGAUCUUAGGUAUACGCGAUUUUAACAAUACUACAUUAUAUUAACGAUAAAAACGAUAACGUUAGUAUCUCCAAAUUCCCCCGCCCACCUGCUCACCCAUCCACCCCUGUCCGUCGGCUGUCUAUUUACGUACGAUCAAAUCACUUCUACGUUAGAUGAAAUCAUAAAAUCAGAUGAACUGCGCCUGUGACUUGUUUAAAUGGUAUUUAUAAAUAUAUUCAAUGUUAUUGUGGUGAACUUUUGGACCUGAUUCGUUAUGGUUAUUGACAAUUAUGUAUCGUUCAACUUUGACACAACAAAUGCAAGUAAAUACAUUUUUUCCAUAAAAUAACAAAUAUUAGAGUGGUCUUAAUGCAAACUCUUAUAGUCAGAAAGUCGAGUGGUUUCAGUGUGCAAGUUGUUGGGAAAAUUGUUGUCCUUCUACUGUCAGAGCGAGAGACCUUUGUUAUGUCAGAAUUGGCUAGAUAUGUUUAACAAAUAGAAAACAGAUCAGGUCCAAGCUGAUAAAGAAUAAAUGUUAUUACAAGUGUUUAGUGGCGGAAGAGAGAAAAAAUAAAUAAAAAUAAAACCAGUACGAGAGAAUGAAGAAAUGAAUGUGAGUAAAAUGGCAUAUUCUAAUUGUAUAUAAUUGCCAAGGUUAAAGCUUAUUCCUACUAUUGUCGUAAUAUAUUAGCUACUAAACGGAUCUAAAACACACGUUGCUUGUUUUUAUAGUAAAAAUGAAUGAAAAAAAAGACUAAAAUAAAACUGAAAGCCCACGACUCUAUUGCAUCUUGGCGCUAGACCGUGAUAGACGUUCGUGAGCAGUUGUAAGAUAAAAUAACAUACGAGAUAACGGCAGGAUAAAAAAAUCAAGUAAUUGAAUAAUGAUGAAACCGUUAUUGUAACUAAAUUGGCUUUAUUAAAUGGGUGUUUAUUA